AUGUCCUAACUCACUAUCUAUAGAGAUACAACUGUGGGCUCUGCUUUAAAAGAUGCCCUGAAAGAAUUAGAAAAUUAAAUUGGAGAAGAGUUAAUCUCUAAAGUUAUGGAAUCAUUUGACUAAAUUAUUUGUCAGAAAUUUAACGAGUUGGAAUCACAUCAAAAGGUUGAGUUAACGGGAAAAUGCAUUAGCUACAAUAAUUGCGAUGAUGUAUGGCUAUUUCUGCUAGAUAAUUGCUAAAUCAAGUAAGAUGGCUAAAUUAACGAGAGCUCCAAUCAUUGCAGGAUAGUCGCAACCGAUACUCAAAAUCGUGAAGGUCAGAGGAGGGAGCCAGUUUCUAGGGGAAGAAGAAAUAAUCCCAGCAAUUAGAGGCGCAAUGCCAAUAGAAGAUGA
Stylonychia lemnae is the source of this 393-nucleotide messenger RNA. The record is from the annotation of a GenBank genome assembly. Lineage: Eukaryota; Ciliophora; Spirotrichea; Sporadotrichida; Oxytrichidae.